AUGGCAGGACAAUCGGAGAAAAAACGAUUAAGAAAAGCGAGCGCAUUUAUUAUUUAUGCCUCCCCCUUCUUUAGCAUUUUUUCGUUUGUUUAUAUUAUAUUCACAUUUUGUUUUAGAUAUAAUUUAAUUACCAAAAAUAUCUUUCUAAUGCAUUGUAUCCUAUUUUUUUGUUAUUAUUAUUCAAUAAAAAAUAUACAUUAUGGCUUGACCAAUGGGCUAAAUUUUACGUAUUACACAGAUGUACUGAUUUUGUCCUUUGUUAUCAAUAUAGGCUUGUUUUAUUCCUUUAAAUUUUUUUAUAUAUAUAUAAUUAUACCUAUAUACGCAAUUUUUAAAGUUUUUAAUUUUAUUUUUAAGUACUUCUUAAGCUCACCGUUGAGCACCGUCGAUUCACAUGGAAAAAUUGAACAAACCGAAAAAAAAAAAACAAAAAUUGUGUAUAAAAAGGUUUAUUAA
This is a messenger RNA of Plasmodium malariae, 456 nucleotides long. Its product is annotated as conserved protein, unknown function. Gene Ontology annotation, cellular component: intracellular membrane-bounded organelle. Lineage: Eukaryota; Apicomplexa; Aconoidasida; Haemosporida; Plasmodiidae. The coding region runs from base 1 to 456 and encodes 151 amino acids. The record is from RefSeq and is a predicted model, not a curated record. Gene Ontology annotation, biological process: vacuolar protein processing. The transcript is spliced from 4 exons.